AAGUUACAACAAAACGAAGCACAUUCUAGAAGCAACAGGAUUUGUAUGUAUAUCAUCAAAAACAAAAUCAAAAUACGAAACGAGUUACACCUGUGCUGUGACUUAGAGUGGUGUUUCUGUUUCUGUUUCUAUUGACAGUUAGAAAUCUAGGGUUUUAGAGCUGCUUCUCUCAACAAAUAUGAGUCGUCAUCCAGAAGUCAAGUGGGCUCAAAGGGCUGACAAAGUCUAUGUCACCAUUCAAUUGCCAGAUUCCAAAAAUGCAAAAGUCGACCUUACUCCAGACGGCAUUUUAACUUUUUCUGCCAGUGCUGGUGCUGAAAACCACUUGUAUGAGCUCCAGUUGCCGCUCUUUGACAAGGUUAAUGUAGAGGAGAGCAAAAUUAAUGUAGGGGUGAGAGGUAUAUUCUGUGUAGUGCAGAAGGCGGAGAUCGAAUGGUGGAAAAGGUUACUGAAAGCAGAAGGAAAGCCUCCACAUUAUGUGAAAGUAGAUUGGGAUAAAUGGAUGGAUGAAGAUGAAGAUGAGGCUGCCGGUGACCUGGAUUUGGGAGGGAUGGACUUCUCGCAAUUUGGUGGGAUGGGCGGUGAUGAUGCAGUGGGUGAUGACUUUGAUGCCAGUGACGAUGAAGGGCAAGAAGUGUCGAAGCCUGGAACACAAGAGGGUAAUGAUGAGGAGGGAGGUUAUGCGGUUGGAGAACAAGCUGGCAAGAGCACCGUUGAGGAAGCUGCUCCAAGCACAUAAUUUCAUUGCAGUUCAAGAUCUUAUAUACUAGGAAAAUGCUUUUAGAUGUGCCGUGAAAUUUCAGUCCGAGUGUACUGUCAAUUGGUAGCCUGCUUAAGUAGAGAUAUCAAUGUACUUAUGUCUAAACAUUAGCUUCGAAUUAUGUGCCAGCAAAAGCUCCUUCAAGUUGAAGUAGGAUAUUGUACAAUUGAGAUUUUUAUUCAUUGAAGGAAAGACGGCUUCUGGAUUUCUAUAUUUUUUGGACCUUGUAUUUGCUACCCAAGAAAACCACCGCAGGUUGCUUCUGAUAUUCCUUUA
Messenger RNA from Cicer arietinum (chickpea), 1036 nucleotides. RefSeq lists its product as uncharacterized. Gene Ontology annotation, biological process: protein folding; chaperone-mediated protein complex assembly. The record is from RefSeq and is a predicted model, not a curated record. NCBI's taxonomy places the organism in Eukaryota, Viridiplantae, Streptophyta, Magnoliopsida, Fabales, Fabaceae. Gene Ontology annotation, cellular component: nucleus; cytosol. Gene Ontology annotation, molecular function: protein-folding chaperone binding; Hsp90 protein binding.